Messenger RNA from Biomphalaria glabrata, 10410 nucleotides. Its product is annotated as nuclear hormone receptor HR96-like. Bases 880 to 2553 code for a protein of 557 amino acids. Gene Ontology annotation, biological process: cell differentiation; negative regulation of transcription by RNA polymerase II; positive regulation of transcription by RNA polymerase II. Gene Ontology annotation, molecular function: nuclear receptor activity; RNA polymerase II cis-regulatory region sequence-specific DNA binding; zinc ion binding. Lineage: Eukaryota; Metazoa; Mollusca; Gastropoda; Planorbidae. The record is from RefSeq and is a predicted model, not a curated record. The transcript is spliced from 5 exons.
CCCUCCCAUCGAUUUCUGACAGUCGAGGGCUUUCACGAAUGAGAGUCUCGCGUGGGGGUGGGGGUGGGAGGCAGGAUGUAGAAUAUAGAUACACAUUUUUUUUUCCCCUGAAAGAAAAUUGUUAUGUGUGACGGAACACGUGUGUUUGUUGGGGCAGGGUGUAGGAAGAUAGGAUCUGUUCUUUUAGAGUCUCAGAGAAUGUGUUUGAUCCUUACGGAAUUAGAUUCAAUUGUCACUAUUUCAAAAAUAUAUAUUUAAAAAAAAAAAACGGAAUUUUGUUUGUGUUCGGUCCAUGUACGAAAUGCUACUACAUGUGUGUGUAUGUGUAACAUAUCUCUGAAUUUUUAACAGCGCGUUAACAGUCGGCGAAUAAAACUUGCAUUUUUUAGUGAAUUGAAUUAUGAAAUCAUAUGGUUGUGUUAAACAGUGAACAGGGUUUAGUGUUUUACUUUCUUCGAAUGGGAUUUUGGAAUGAACUUUUGACUAAGUUAAGUGUUUUAAACGUUUGCCUGGGACCCAAGUCAUCGUUUCGGACACGCUGACUUCAAUAGAAGAGCCAACGCUUAAAGUUAAUUUGGAUAUUGAGAUUGUUCUUCUUUUAUUAAGGAUUUUUUGGUUAGUCGAUGUGAAGACUUUUUAUUGGACUGGACUGGUCAGGAACACGUUUGGAAAGCUUGAUAAAAGCACAACAUUUUCAUAUAUGGACUAGGUCGUCUUUAAGAUGGGCUCGCUUUGGCACACAUACUGAUGGCAGUCAUCUGCCGGCCCCCAGCUGUAGCUGCUGUGUCCAGCUGUGCUGUGUUCUGACUUGUAAAGCCGUGCUUGACUUGACCCAGGGCCCGCGCUAGUUUGAAGGACUGACCCCCCUGUCUUGACGAGAUGACUGAGUUCUCUCCAACGGCACAGUUUCCGGUCAGGUGGCUGGAGAAUUUCUACAGCUACACGCCGCAUUCGUACAUCUCGAUGUGGGAGUCCAACUGGAGCUCUCCUCCCUCCAGGACGGCCUCCCAAUCCAAGCGUGAACAAAAGAGGCGCCCCAAACCAAAGGAUGGCACCAUUCUUAUCUGUGGCGUUUGCGGGGACAGGGCGCUGGGCUACAACUUUGACGCCAUCAGCUGUGAGUCGUGUAAGGCUUUCUUCAGGCGUAAUGCUCUCAAGGCCAAGCCCUUCACCUGCAGCUUUGAGGGCAACUGUAAGUUGGAUGCUCAUACUAGAAAGUUCUGCUCUGGAUGCAGGCUAAAGAAAUGUUUCACCAUUGGUAUGAAGAAAGAAUGGAUACUCAAUGAAGACCAACUGGUUAAAAGGAGGCAGCGCCAACAGAGUAGAGGUCAUGGGUCAUCGGGUAAUCCUGACAUUCAGCCCUGCUCGUCCACCUCUAAUGAUCUCAAUGGGGACGACUCCUCAAUGCCGCCAUACAUUCACCAGAAUGGCCCUGUUUCCCACCUAAUGCCUGGCAGUAACAACAGCAAUGACUUUAUGCCUCUGACUCCAGCAAACUACUUUGACACUGCCUCCCCUCCGCAGAAGCGGCAGUACUCACUUUCGUUUGACGGCUCAGGCUCGCCCACCUCAACCACAUCUCCCCCCAUCCCCUUCUCAACACAGCUACAGCGAAACCCCUUGCAAGGGAGUCUCAAACCGCCAGUCGAGACUUUGGCUAAAGUGCCCAAAGUGGAAUACCCACCAGAGGAGGUAGAACCCUUCUGCAGGCAAAAGUCCUUAGACUUUCAGGAUCUGGUGGACUCGACCGACGAAUUGUCCAACUGCUCUCUCAUAAAAGAGGAAAUAGUGGACGACAGGGAAGACUACACCAUUCCCCUGAACCCAAUAAUCAACACCAGCCUGCGUGAAUUAGAAGCAGUCUACAAUGAGAUCUUUGAAGCUCCGUACAUGCCGGAGCACUUGCCCAAGUUAAUGGAGAAACCCAAAACUGCUAAUCAGCUGUUCAACAUGACAGACAUCUUUAUACGGCGACUCAUUCGCUUUGCCAAGCACAUCCCUGAGUUCAAAAGUCUCAAACAGGAGGAUCAAAUACACCUUUUGAAGGGUGGUAUCAUGGAAAUUUUCUAUCUGCGCUCAGCAAUAAGUUUUGAUUCCAAGAACAGUGGCUGGAAAUUCCGUCUUCAACAGAUGUCUGCUCCAACUGAAGCUCCUGCUUCCCAAGAGGCCAAGGUGGAUUCUACCAUCAUAAAAAAUGUCAGCGCACCAAUGUUCAUGCAUCAUAUGGUGUUUGUGCAUGAGCUGCAGGAGAUCUCCAAGAAGGACAGGAUAGUCCUAAUGCUGCUUUUUAUUAUUGAACUCAUGUCUCCUAGUCGUGCCAACCUGGUGGACACACGUAUGGUCUCCCUCAGUCAGGAGCGCCACUCCAUGUGGCUGAAGGCUUACCUCGAGUCCCUCUACCCUGUGUCAGAAGCCAAGGUCACAUACAAUAAGCUGCUUGUGAAGCUGCAAGACGUCAGGAACCUGGGGAAGGAGAGCUGCGAGAUGGCUCAGCAACUAGACAUCACAAACUUAGAACCCCUGUUAGUAGAAGUAUUUGACCUGAACAGGUGAAACCUCAAUACCAGUCUGGUGACAUUUGGUUUCAGUUUCUCUGGUUAAUUGGCACAAGACAGCUGGUUAAAUCAGCCUUGAGGAAGACCAUUCACAGGAAUUCAAGUGCUGGACUUAGAGGACAAACCCUAUUAUUUAUUCAUGUGGAAAGUUUUUUUCUAACUUCAUGGAACUGGAUUAUCAUUUCUGGCAGUUUAGUUUUUUUUUAUUUUCACUUUCUUUGGGAUUUUAUCAUUUCUGGAUUAAAUGUCAGCAUUUGAAGAAGAUGGAAGCUAUACAAAUAUUAAAGAAAGAUAUAUUGUGUUUGGAUAUAAAUUGUUAUUUGUAAAGACAUUGUUCUUUAAAAAGGUGUUCAACCUCAACUACUUGUGUGUACACUGAUCUAAGUAGAAUUCAUCUUGUAUCUACCAAAGAUACAAAUUAUUUGUGCUUGACACAGAAAUGGCUCUUAGCAAUCCCUUUUGCCCACAUGAGAAAAUUUUUUCUCUUAACUUCAGAUAUUGAAGAACUGAAACAAAUUUGUAUUGCGAUGAAAAAGUAAAAAAUGCUGCUCAGUAGAACAAAUAUGAGAUUCUCAUCAUUUUAAUUUUGAAAAAGAUUAAUAUGACCUCGGCCCUCAAAAGUUUAAACAGAGGCUCUGUGAUGGGCAUGGCAAUAUGACAUUUUUAAACUAACACAUUAUUUGAAAUUUCUUAUUUGAUUGACAUUGAAGGAAAUGGACUUCACAACACUGACGUGUCCAGCUGAAAAUGAAAUGGACUUCACAACACUGACCUGUCCAACUGAUGUGCACCAAUGCAUACCCGGUGGUUCUUUAGUAUUUUGUUUUUUAUUUUAAUUCUCAUGUAUAAAUGACCAGUUGUUAUCUGUGUCAGAAUCAGUGACGAGGCCAAUAAGACGCGUUAUACUGGCCAGAAACACAGUCAGAUCAGGCUGGGUCUAUUAAAUUCUGUAGAUAUAUGUACGGACUAUGGGCCUGUUAACAGACAGUAGGGAUUGAGAUGUAUUAAUUUUCUUAUAAUUUUGUUUUUCAUUUCAACCAUGUAAUGCAUGGGCAUCUAAUAUUUGAACAUAGUUUACAACCGAGUUGGGGGCUUGAAGCUACAUUUGUCUAUUAACUUGAAAUUUUUAGUUUAUGCUUAUUAUUAUUCAACUUUGAGUAUAAUUUUUUUGUUUUCAUGUUUUACAUGUUUGGCCUUAGCCUUUCAUAUUCAUGUUGCCUUUGCCAAUUAAGACAAAUUUAAAAUAAAACAAACUAAAAAAAAUUUUUUUUAAUAUUCAGAAUUGUGAUAAAAACUUGAUUUGAACUCUUUAAUUUUUUUUAAAUAUGAGAGUUAUCUAAACAUUUAAAGCGUAAGCUCUGCUUUUAAUAAGUUCAUUUAAGUAUUUUGAGUCCAUAGUAUAGUCUUGAGUUCAAUAUAAAUUAUUAUCUUGACAUGAAAAGGUAAAAAUAAUGGAAAACACAUUUAUAUAUGUCAAUGUUUCAAAGCAAGUUAAGAUAAUUCAUUCUAUGCCCAUUGAAACAUUUAAUUUCUUAGGAAUCGAAAUUUGAAUAAAUUCCAAGAAGUGGCAUGGUAGAGAAACAAAAACAUGAAAUUGUACAAAAGGACGUAAAAGAAACAAUACAUGAUAUAUUUGAAAUAUACAUACAUCGUAGAAUGAUAAAAUGUACAGUUUCAUAAAGCCAAUAUUAGAUUUACUCUUUGUUAUAAGAAGAAAGAUUUCAUUUGUUAUUCUCAAGAUAAAAAGUUUUUUGUUUUUUUUAUGUGCUACUUUUCACACCUAAUUUAUUCCAUGUAAUUAGCAUCAUCUGUGCCAUUAAUCAGGGAUUUCUUAUCAGAACCUUUUGUCGUGAUAAGUUGAUUGAGAAUUCUUUGUGCCAUACAUCUUGGUUUGCCUUUGUCUGUCCAGGCUGAGACGAUGCCAAGUUUAUUUUGAUUUCUUGUUUUAGCGUUGCUUGAUUUCACUGGAGCAUACGUUGCAAUGACAAGUGACUGGACACCUUGCUUUAAUCUAGAUACCUCAUAUUUUGUGAAACCCCCCAGGGCAUGUUAUCUAUUUAUAUUCUUUUGUGUUUGUUUAUUUUCUUCUAUUCUUCUGUCGUUCUUACUACAAGAAGAGCCUGAGUAUAAUCUUGCUUCUUCUGCAAGCCACUUUACAGUCACUUUACAAUCACUUACACGGUCCAUGGUAUCAGUAACAUGAAAAUAGUUUUUUUUGCUACUCUGAGACGUAAAUUGUGUUUCCAGUUUUAACUCUAGUGAAAAUAGUAGCCCUUAGUCCACAGUGCAUUAGCCUGGCUGCCUGCUACUGUCCUCUCCUCUGUUCCAGGUAUGAAUGCUGACAGCCUCCAUCCCUUGCUGUCCUGCAGGAGGUUUGGGUUGGGACGUCAUCUUCAUUUCUGAAGGAAGGUCUGAAACUGAAAAUUCAAGCAAGUUAUCUUUGGUGAUACUUUGAGCUCACUGAUGGCAGUCAACAAAAUGUUGACAUAACAUUAUCUUCUGUUCUAACUUUAUCUUCUGUUCUUUCUGUGUUUCACUGGAGCCCAUUAGAGGUUUAAUAUUUCCAGCUUUAGUUCUCAACUGUUUCUGAAAAUGAUUUUGUGCCAAAUUUAUUGCUCAUGAAUCUAGUUGGCAUGGUCCAGCAAACCAAGGUUUCCUUUAUUUCAAGUCAAUGGAUGUGUCUUGAAACUUACCUCCACAUCAUCCUCCAUUGCCCCUUGAGGAAGAGCCAUGUACUUUUUUUUUAGGUCAAAUAGCUUAGACAAUUAUUUGGUAGAUUAAUGCCUAAUCUAAAGUAAUAUAUUUUGUUUUCUCUGCUAUCAAAAUGUAGUUUAGAAUGAAUAUAUCUGAAAAGAACUUAGAAAGAUAUAACAAUGUUUCAUAAUAGCAAUGAAAUAGCUAAGAUGUUUUAACUGAUAGCAUCAUAAGAACACAAAAUUGAAGGAUCCUAAAACCUAGAAUAAAUCUAGCUCUCUAUAUUUUUUUAAUGCAGGGCUGGUGGAAGGGAGCACAAAACUUGUCAAAAUAUUUCUUUGAAAAAUAAUUAUGGACCUAUUUGAUCAUAGCUGUAUAACUGAUUCAGUUAAUUUAAAAUUAGUAACUGUCUGUAUCAGUAUCUAUUCAAAGAUAUUGAAUAAGUUUGUUAAGUACUGGUAUUUCCUUUAUUUUUCCAAGAGUCAUCAGAAUACAAAAGAGAGUGUCUUGUGCCCAUCAAAUCAUUCUAUCAGAGAAGUGCUGUGAAAUUGAAUGGCAGAGAUAUAUCUUUUUUUUUAAAUUCUUAAUUUGUGUACUAACCACUGCACUAGUUUAACUCCAUAGCUGUAAGCCUGAUUUUAUUUUCUAUGUGUGUGAUACUUAGUUCUAUUGAAACAAAAUCACUUUUUUUUUUCUCAUUUGUGUAGCAACCUUGGUUUGUGCCCAUAUUUUGGUGUUGUGAUUUAAACCUUAUGAGUGACUAUAGUAAUACUAAACCACAUAGAAAUGUGUAUGACCUCGUCCCAUGGAGAUAUGCUGUGCCAUCAUUACAUUAUGUGCCGUCAUAAACUGUUUGAUCUGCUCUCAGCAUGACAUUGUAUUUACACACUAGUUUUUCAAAUGGGUUUCAAUAUUUUAGUGAGUUGCAGAUACAUUUUUGUCUUUUUCUGUUGUUUUUGAUGUCCCACUGAUGACUUUCGGCCAAUAUGCACCAUUCAUAGUAGCUGACUGUAGCUUAGAAUCAUAGAAUUAAAGUGCUGUAUCGCUCAUUCUGUUUAGCACCUAUUCUCUACAAACUUUGUUUGCAUUAUGCUUUAAUUAUUUUAAAAUAUUUUUUUUUGAUGUGCUGUAAAGAAUAAAAUUCUAAUUUUCAAAUGUCAAAACGACAGAUACUUUUCUUUUAAUUCCUAUUAUUUUGCUAUGUCUAUAAGAUGAUAUGCUCUGGAAAAAAAAAAAAAGCUCUGUGUUUGGUGUCAGAGUUGAGCCACAAUAAGUUAUUCCCCCACUAUGUUGUUAUAAUGUUACUAAUGUGAUAUAUAUAUAUAUAUAUAUAAAUGGAAAAAAAUAAUGUAGAUGCUCAAAUGUGACUUUGUUUAUAGCUACUCCAGCCGUAGUUAGUCUUCAACCAAUGUAUGGCUGCACUGAAGAAAAUAAAACCUUUUUUAAUUUAAUCUUUUCAUUUGACAUUCUGUUCUAUUGUUACUUAUGCAUGAAUGAUAUCUCUCCCAGCUAUUUCUUUGCUAAUAACUAAUGGAAGGAAUCAGAACUGCGGACACUAUUCAGACGAUUACCUCAUUGAGUUUGAACUGUUUGUAUAGAUAUAUUUCCCUUGUUUGUUUGUGUUUGUAUAGAGAGAUUUGUUUGCAAUAUUAAUGAUGGCAGGGGGGAUGCUGUUUUAUUUCUCUACCACAGGUCAAUGUACAUGAAUUGUUUUAAUGGCCAACCCAAUGUUACUACACACUGUGGGAAGUGCAUGGCUGUCAAUAAUGGCACUUUAUCAUUUUGUUGAAUGUUAGUAUUUAAUUUUUGACAAUAUGAAGUUGGUAAUAAUCUAAUUCAUUAGCAGUUUCUUGCUUUCCUUUUUUUUUUUUUUUUUUUUUUUUUUUUUUUUAAAUACAAGAAAUCCAUGUUGCUGUAACUUUUUCAAUGCAGUUUGUUUUAGUGUAAUGAACACGUUUGAAACUAUCCCUUCCCACACACACACACACACACACACGACUUUCUUCCCCCCCCCCCCCCCACCCCCACCCCAUUUGUUAUUAGACAGUUUGUGUUUCCGUUGUUUACAAAAAAAUAACGAGAUCGCUCUCCCCUGAAAUACUCGAUCAUAAAUAAUUCGGAUGAACUGAAAUGAUGAUCAUCUUUGAUUACAUUCAAAACUGUCAGACAUGGUGUGUGAAUAAGCUUGAACUGUUAAGAGCUGAAAAAGUAAAAUUCUAAUCAGUUGUCUCCACUUUGACUUUGUAAUACAGUCUGAGCCAAUUGUUUUUUGUUUUCUUAGAUUUGUGUAGCGUGUGUGCAAAAGUUCUAUAAGUUUUAAUAAUAAUGUAUAAAAAAAAUAAUAAUAUGUCUGUAGACAAUGAAUAAAUAAAAUUUAACAAGACUCCAAGAAAGCUUCACAUAAAGUAGACCCUAUUCCAGCUGGUAACAUUCAAUACUUUUGUGUUUCAGCAACUUUCCCAUGUAACCUUUAGCAGAGUUUUUUUGUUUGUUUUUUUUACUUUGUUCCUAUUCUGAUUCAUCUAGCAACAUGGAAAUAAAUAACUUUAUUGAAAUACAAAAUAAUGGUGAGCAUGUAUAUAUAUAUAUAUAUAAAUGUAUGGUAAUUUUUUUAUUUUUUUUUUACCUUUUGUGUCUUCAUUUUAAAACAAGUGAUAAAAUCUAGAAUGAAUCUUGUUGAGAUGAUUCUGACUUGGCUAAAUACUGUUUGUUUAAUUCACUCUUAAUGUUUACUAUUUAUUUUUGUACAAAACAGAAAUUGGUCUUUUUUUUCUUAUUUGUUUGUAUAUAUAUAUCUUAGAGAUUGGAUGUUUACAUAGUUGACUUGAUCAUGAUCAUAUCUCUCUUGUUAUUGCACUGGAUGAAUUGCUCAAAAAAUUGCUUGUUGUUUGUCAUUGGACUGAAUUCUUUCAUUUUUGCCAAAUGCCUCUCUAUCCCUGUGACGAAAUUGUCAUUCUUUAUUUAUUGCUCUGAGUAUAUCUGGAACAUCUCUGUGUUAGUCUUGGAGGUUCAUUGAUCCACCUUCUUUGUGUUUGGAGGUCCACCACACUUGUUUGACCAACACUCAAGUUUUGAAACAGUUAGAAACAUUUUUGCCCAAAGUAGGAAGAUGUAUGAACAUAGUCAAGACACUUUUUUUUUUAGAACUCUAUUCCUAGUUUUCUAUGCUUUGAAAUUGUACAUGAGCUUUCCUUAAACUUUUGUAUAUAACUGAAGUAGCUUUUUAUAUGUGUCAGUGAACUAAGAGAUACACUUGUUCAACCUUGAAAGUGUGUUCCAAGCUGGGUUUUUUUUUUUUUUGAUGGUAUUAGACAUAUUUCUUUGGCUUCCCCACUCCAUAGAUAUUUAAGUUUGCUUGAUGAUGCCAAUAAAUGAAAAAAAAAACAACUCUCAGCUUGAGUGUAGGCAAUUUGUGAAAGUGUUACUCUCUGUAGUCUUUUGAAGUCUGAGUUAAUUUUAUGCUUGUUGAUGAAAUGGUUUAUAUUCACAAAUUGUAGACAGGGUUUUUACUGAAUUUAAUUGAAGGAAUUGAAUAGAAGAAAUGGAGUUCCUGUUCAACACUAAGUUGAGAAAACCAAACAUAAUACUGCAGUUAAGGAAAUGUUUCACUCAAAUCACUUUGUUUUAUAUAAUGAACAUUUGGUUGACAUAGUUGUCUUUCCGAUAGGUAUUUCUUUAGAACAGCUCAAGCGAGAUUGUCUUUCCCAAGUGACUUGAGUUUGUAAGACACUUGUUAGUCACCUAGUUAGCUUAAUACAUGUCUGUUUAUAAAACAAUCUGCUUGUUUUUGUAUGCUAAGAAAUUGAACAAUUCACAUUAGAACUGUUGAGAUUUUCAUUUUUUGAGAUGAUUUUUUUUUGUCUGUUUCGCUGUUGCUUCAAUGAAACGCUGAAAGAUAUAUAAAACACUUUGUUACUUUUUGACCACUGUACAGCUGGGUAUAUUUUUAGGACAUUGGAGUGCCUGUCAGCCAUGCUAUUAAACAAAUUUUACUGGCCAGGAAAUUGAACUAAAUGUGUGUGUGGGAACAUCCAGAGUUUGAACACAUAAUUAUCUUCUCUUUUGAAGUAAGCCGUAAUUCAUUAUAAGAUUUGCCCACAAGUUUCACUUGCUUGAGUUACCUAAAGGUACCAGACCUCCUUCCUAAAAAUAUGCCCUUUUCACUGGACAUUAUAACAUUGUUAACCUUGCCGGCUGAUUUACUAUUAUUGUAUUCUUACGAUGCUGUACUGUUAUGAGUGGGGGGGAAGGUGGGGAUAUACAGCAAGAAGUCUUGAUGGUUGUGAUGGUUACAUGUGAAGGCACCACACAGUAUGGCAUGGACACUUUUGAAACUAAGUGCAAAAGCUGUAACAAUUUUUUGAUGAGGAAUUAAUACUCAACUGUUUGAUGAUUUUGAUUGUUGAUAUCAUAAUUUUAUUUUUAAUUUGCGCUCUAACAAACAAGUGUAGCUGUGUGUUGACCUCAAUGUUAUGCAUAUAUUUUGUUAAUACAUAUUCAUAACUUUGAUAUAACUGUACUUUGUUUCAUUUGCUUACAUUUUCUUGUUCUAUACACUUAUGAUAUAUAUCUAUAUACUGUUAACAACAUGGGUCAUUUUUAUUUGAACAUUUCAUUAAAGUAGGGGACACAGUCAUAUAAAUUGAUAACAUUGCAUGCAUGCAGCUUUCCCAGACCCCAAUGGAAAAUCAGUAGUUCUCCUAGUUUCUCAAGGGAUAUACUUUCAAAGAUGUUUUAACAUGAGCUUGUGUUGAACUAGAGGGACAUCACACAAUAUCAAUGUCCGCCCUCCACCUUGCCAGUUUAUUGCAUUAUUUGUUUUUGCUGAUUGAACACUAAUACUUUGGAGCCACUCCCCCCUGCCCCACUCUCCCAAGUGUUGAUGUGAUGCCUGAAAACGUUGCAACCAAUAAUUCAUCAGAUUUUCAUAUACAUUGUACAAUAAAUCUCUAUUUUGUCAAUCUUUUCAAGUGUAUAUUUCAGAGAUGACUUUGUUUUUGUUAUACAUCAUUUUAUUUUGGCAGUUCAGUUUCAAGUCUUGUCUUCAAACUUUUUAAGUUGUUUUUUUUUUAAGUUUGUUUUUGUUUGUCUGUGUUUAUUUUAGUAGAUAAACCUUGUUACAUUCCUUGUUCUUGACAAUAGAUCAGUUAGUUGAAUACUA